AUGAUGGCAUCCAAGACCACCACAGCAGCACGUCAACUUGUCGCUCGAGCCGUAGCAGCACGUCAAAGCACAUAUCUUUCUUCAAUCGUCACCAAGACAUGCCAACGUGCUUCUUUCCAUACCACACAGCACAUAUUAAAUACUACUACAGAAAAGAAGAACUUUGCUGAAAACAUUAGCAAGCAGUUCAUCGGUUAUGUCAAAAAGCAACGUAGCAAUCAAACCAAAGCAUUUGCCGAGCCCUCUCGUUUUGUCGCCAUUGAUUCUUUACCACCCACAGCUACAACUGAAGAUGUCUAUAAAUUAGCAAGAGAAGCAUUUGCUGAUGGGGAUAAACAAAUCAUUGAAACUGUCUUUUGUCGUAAUCACGAAUUCAACUUUACUGGUCGUUGUAUCGUUAGUUUGAGUACUGCUGAAGAUGCUCGUCGUUUAAUUGAAUAUGGUCAUAGAAGAGUAUUAGGUGGCAAUACGCUCAAGAUCAAUUAUACUGGUAAUGCGAAAUCCGAUGUCAGUUCAGUCAUGAGCCAGCACCGUCGUUCAGAGAUGACCUCUUUGACAGAUAAUACAAGUGCCUCUGGCCGUGCUGUCAUUGUUACAGGUCUUCCUCCCAGAACACAACCAGAGCAUUUGUUGGGUUAUUUGCGUUCAAGAAACUUCUUUCCUGUGGAAGGUGCUCCUGAUAAUGUAUUGCAUUUAAAGACUAAGGAGCAAUCUACUGUGGCUAAAUUUUUGGUCAAAUUUGACUCUGAAAGCGAAGCAUGGCGCUGUGUUCGUACCUUUCACAACACUGACUUUUUAUUGAAGAGUAAACAAGAGAACUACAGACUCCAAUUGAGCGUAGCUUACUAG
This is a messenger RNA of Mucor velutinosus, 849 nucleotides long. RefSeq lists its product as uncharacterized. NCBI's taxonomy places the organism in Eukaryota, Fungi, Mucoromycota, Mucoromycetes, Mucorales, Mucoraceae. The record is from RefSeq and is a predicted model, not a curated record. Gene Ontology annotation, molecular function: nucleic acid binding. Bases 1 to 849 code for a protein of 282 amino acids. The transcript has 4 exons.